Messenger RNA from Moneuplotes crassus, 1006 nucleotides. The record is from the annotation of a GenBank genome assembly. NCBI's taxonomy places the organism in Eukaryota, Ciliophora, Spirotrichea, Euplotida, Euplotidae.
AUGUCAUUUGAAGUAGGGCCUAAAUCCAUAAUCAGACCAAGAUCAAAGGAAAGAGAGAAAUUUAUCUUGUUCAAAAACGACAAAAUUGAAUCUAUGGAAAUUAGGAAUAUACCUAAUUUCAAUUUUUCCAGCCAAGAACAUCCAUCUGAUACUUUUCAAGACUCAGCAAGAUACUACAGUUUCAAAGGCAAUAAGAUAAAUUUUGGCUCUAGACAUUCAAAAAAUCGUUCUAUAACUCUUCAAAAUACGUCAGAUGCCAUAAAUCAGAUGGAGCCAACGCCACUCCGUCGGUCACGAAUAGCAGCUAUUAUAGACCUGAAUCUCACUACUGAAAGAGGAAGGCACCAAAGAGAGUUAAGAUUGGAAAAUAAGUCCAAAAUUCAUAAAGCUCUUACUAAAAGUGUGAUCAGGUCCAAGACUCGGAACGAGCUCAACUUGAAAGCUAUGGAAAAAGACAAAGGCGAUAAAACCCAAGCAAUAGGACUUUGAAAUACUUCUCUCGACGAAGAGCCCUCUGGCAAUGUUACCCAUAGGAAGAGGAAUGCAGUAUUAAGAGGGAGUAUUACCAGAAGGAUCAAUAACUUCUCUGGACUGAGUAUGGUUCCACAUAAGAGGAACAAACCUCUUGUUACCUCCAGAGAGCAUCAAAAUCAAGCCAAUAGAAGAGUUAUUCAGCCAUCUUUUCGGACUAGAAAAAGUGUAUUUGCCAAACGGCAUAAUGCUAGGUAUAAAGAAAAAGUUUUCAAAGCUCAAAACAAACAAGCAGAGUGCUCUCACAUGACCUUUGACAAAUCAAAUAUUUCAAGUCAAAUUAAUGAUCGAAAAGAAUCAAGAAAGGAUUCGAUGCUAUCUUGAAUCGGGGAAUUUGAUGAAUCGUCGUGUCUAGCACCAAAGAUCGAUCUCACACCUCAUAUUAGAGUGAAGAUUAAAAGGAAAAAUCUCUUUAAGAUUCCGUGCUACUCUGAAGCUCGUGACCAAAUACUGGAUAAGAAAUUCAAAUAGUCAA